UGGCGACGACGAGGCCGAUGGCGAGGAUGAUGGCGUAGAAGCCGUCGUAGCCGAGGGCCAGCGCGAUGACGAUGCAGAGGACGCCCAUGGUAACGGCCAGGAUGCAGAUGAGCGUGACGAAGUGGCGCAUCUCGCGCGCGAUGGUCGUCUCGGAGGUGUCCAGCCGCGUGGUCAGCUUGGCGAUGCGGCCCAUCACCGUGUUGUCGCCGCGCUUGAUCACCACGCCGCGGCCGAAGCCCUCCACGGCGUUGCUGGUGUAGAAGAUCAGGUUCUUGGACUCCAGCGGGUUGUCGCUGCCCUCGGGACUGCGCGACUGCGGCUCCGACUCCCCGGUCAGCGACGAGUUGUCCACCUGCCAGAGACCGAGAGGAAUAUUCAUCGCCCCAUAACAGCUAGUCUGAUGCGCCACCCACCUUGAGGGUCUUGCACUCCAGGAUGCGGAUGUCGGCCGGGAUGCGGUCGCCGGCCUUGACCUCGACGAUGUCGCCUAAGACCACGUUGUCGGCGGAGAUCUCCUUGAUCUUCCCGUUGCGCAGCACGUUGGCGCUCUGCGGCAUCAUCUUCUUGAAGCCCUCCAUGAUGGCCUCGGACUUGGCGUUCUGGUAGUACAGGAAGCCGCCCGUGAUCAGCACCACGCAGAUCAGCACGAUGCCCAGGGCGCGUCAUCCGAAGUGCCCACCUAGGAGAAAGACAGGUCAACCCUGCAUAAAUGGCAAGCAGUGCGGGAAUUGCAGAGCGUACCUGGAUCCCGAAGGCGAUGAAGGAGAGGGCGGCGCCGAUCUCCAGCAAGGGCGAGAAUCCCCCGACGAAUUCUGUGUAAAGACAACCGACAACGUUUACUGCAUUGUUGAAGAAAAGAAAACGUGGCGGACGUACCGCGAAGGAUUUUGACGAUUUCCGGGACCUGUUUGGGCGGCGUGAGCAUGUUCUUGCCGUCGCGCUGCAGACGCUUGGCGGCCUCCUCUUCCGAUACACCCUGCAAUGGUCAUCGUCACCCCGUUGCAACUUGGAAAGGAACAAAGACGAUGACACCGUACCGUCUGCGGAUUGACGUCCAGCUUGGCGAAGAGGUCAUCUAGCGGCAGCAUGUGCUCGUCCUGCAAUCGAAUAUCAGCAAUGUGCGUCGGGGGACUGAAGUGCUACUCGUGCAAGUUCGGCGACGAUGCCAACCAGUGUCAGGGCGCCGGAAGUGGCAAGGUGCAGGAGUGCCCGGCUUCGAGCAAGGUCUGCCAGAUCGGCGUCGGACUGCGCCACGUGCCCGCCAAGAACAACCAAGUCGCGCCGGUGAUGGGGCGGCAGUGCGGGAACGACAGCGAGCAGAACCAGCGGCUGUGGUCCAAGGCGGUCGCGGCCGGCGUCAAGAUGAUCUGCGAGAUGAUCCCGCGCUCCGAGAAGGACGCCGGCCUGCGCGGCAUCGACCGGCGCUGCGUCUGCGCCACCGACACCUGCAACGGCGAGAUCUGGGACGAGGUCAUGGUUGUACCCUGCAUGAAGACCAACUGGAAAGACGGCGAGGACCCGGAAACGGCCACGCUGGGAACGAAUUCGCUAAACAACGUCAACGACAGACUAAAUAAAGGCGAGGACGGACUGGGUUUGGGAGCGAUUAUCGGGAUUGCCGUGGGCGCGGUGCUAUUCUUGGCGCUGAUGGCGUUCGUGGUGUGGUACAUGUUCUUGCGGAAGAAGAAGGAGCCGGAGGAAGAGGAGAACGAGGACGACAAGAGCGGCGCGACUUCCGGCGCGUCGGGACGGACAUGGGACGAGGAGGAGGAUCCCGACACCGGCCUGAAGAAGUACAAGACGGAGCUGAAGCCCACCGAUUAAUUACCCAGCUGCACCGUACCGCAGCGGUUAAGUAAUGCACUGCUUCCCUUUGCCGGUGGACUGCCUUAAUUGCCGCUGGGAUAGCUGCUCGCUACACUGCAAAAUGGACGCUGAAAGAACCUGCUUCCGGUCCACGCUUGUUAGUCGGAAGUCAAUGCAGUGCCGCAGCGACAGGCUGACAACUGGCCGAUCGGCACAGCGGGUCUGUAGUUAUCCCGGAUGACCUUUGCGGUGUCGCUGGAAUGGAAUACCGGCCGGUCACGGGACUCUGCGCCGCCGGGUCCAGAGAUACGCUGCACGAUCCGGAUGUCCAUCGGCCGAUCCAGUAACGAAGCAGUACUGCCAGCUGCAGAUACCCGUGUUUACAAAGGUCAUCACGACGAGACAAGGCGGGGCCUGCGGGUGUUUGCCAUCCAUGCACGAUGUAGUCCGUGGCUGAGAGAUAAUGUUAUUUACUAAAUUGGCGAUUCUUGUUUGUACUCUGUAUUAUAACCUUUUGUCGAGUGUUGCCGACGCGUAUACGUAUGACCUGUAUGCCGAUGAACAAAUGUACGGGGUCUUUUUUAUCAUUUUAUUGUACAAAAUGGCUUAUGUACGGAAUUGCAUUUUUUCCGGGAUAUAAGUUUCUAUUUUCUGGGCCAGCAAGAAAAGCACAUGCUUCUUGUUGCAUUUUAUUUUAUUUUUUUGGAAGUAUUGUGCUGGCCGCAGGUUCAAGGUCAUCGCUAAGGAAGAAAA
Paramacrobiotus metropolitanus is the source of this 2559-nucleotide messenger RNA. RefSeq lists its product as uncharacterized. NCBI's taxonomy places the organism in Eukaryota, Metazoa, Tardigrada, Eutardigrada, Parachela, Macrobiotidae. The record is from RefSeq and is a predicted model, not a curated record. The transcript is spliced from 7 exons. The coding region runs from base 1087 to 1824 and encodes 245 amino acids.